Stomoxys calcitrans (stable fly) is the source of this 5064-nucleotide messenger RNA. RefSeq names its product protein real-time (gene retm). Gene Ontology annotation, cellular component: cytoplasm. The record is from RefSeq and is a predicted model, not a curated record. The transcript is spliced from 8 exons. NCBI's taxonomy places the organism in Eukaryota, Metazoa, Arthropoda, Insecta, Diptera, Muscidae. Bases 581 to 2599 code for a protein of 672 amino acids.
ACAAUUUGACUGUGCUCAGUGACGGGUCGCAAGCACGAUAAAAGUAUCGCGGGUUAAACAACAAGAAAAAAUAAAAAAAAUAAAAUAGAGGUAAAAACAUCAUCAAACGGAAAAAUUAAUUUUGCUCUUGCAAAGUAAACAACAAACAAUAGAUAAAUACGUUAAAUCGUGAGAUACCUAGUCAACAUAAGUUCGAGGCUACUGAAAGAUACAAACAGACAUUCAUCCAUCCAUUCAUUUGUUGUGGAGGUGGGUGUAGUGAAAAGCGAUUUAUGCUGAAAAAAGCGGUGUAAAAAUAAAAGAUAAAUAAACUUUGAAAUUAAUAGAGAGAUAGCAACCAAAGUAAAAAUUGCCUGUGUUUUUAUUUUCAAUAAUUAACCCUAACCCGCCCUCAUUCUCACACAUGGCGAAGUGAAGCAACAACUCAUUUGAAAUUACCGGUUUUUGAAAAAUAAUAAAAGUGAUAAAGAGAUUUUAAAAAAGUUAUUCUUAUUCAUUAAUUAACUGAAAUUUGUUUGAAUUGCUUUAACGAAAAUAACACCAAAAACAACACUCCCCGGAUUACCCUUUCCCAGCAAACAUGGUGCAGAAAUUUCAAUCUCCCGUCAGGGUAUAUAAAUACCCCUUCGAAUUGGUGAUGAUGGCCUAUGAAAAACGUUUCCCCAAAUGCCCUCAAAUGCCCAUAGUUCUCGAUUGUGAGGUAGUCAAAGAUGAAGUGCUAGAAAAUGGCGCCCAACGCAAUACCAGUCGUCGCUGUAAAUUAGCUGUAGAAGCUCCCUAUAUCUUCAAGAAAUUAAUUGGUGUCGAAUUUGUUUUCUUCAUACAACACAAUUACCUGGACAUGGAAAAUCGCACCCUCAAUAUCGAGGCGGUCAAUGAAAGUUUUUCUUCGCGUAUAGAGAUUUUUGAACGUUGCCGCUAUUAUGCCCAUCCCGACAAUCCCGAUUGGACAUGUUUCGAUCAGACAGCCACUCUGGACAUUAAGAAUUUCUUUGGCUUUGAACACUCCAUGGAGAAGAUGGGCAUGAAACAAUACACCCAGACAACGUUGAAGGGUAAAGAGAUCAUAGAAUAUUUCAUAGAUCAACUAAAACAGGAGGGUAUAACGGAGGUACCGCGUUGGCAACCACCGCCAGAUGCUCCUCUCUCGCCCAAAGCCAGAGAGGCAGAAGAGGGUGGCACAGAGACCAAUGGUGGGGGUGAGAAGAGACCUUCCUCCCAUGACAUUCUGCUGGAUGGUGAUUUUAUAGCCAAACACUUGGGUCAAUUGACACCCAUGCAAGAAUCAAAAUUGCUGGAGUUACGAAAACUUUUGGAUUCUCUGGAGGAUUUGGAUAAAAUGCCAGAUUAUCAGACUAUAUUACGUUUCUUAAGGGCCCGCGAUUGGCAUGUUAAUCAGGCUCUGAACUCGCUCAAAGAAUCUUUGCUGUGGCGCAAACAAGAGAGAAUUGAUGAUUUGCUCAACGAAUACCAAAUGCCCACAGUGGUGAACGAUCACUUUCCAGGCGGUUGGCAUCAUCACGAUAAGGAUGGUCGUCCCAUUUAUAUUCUAAGGUUGGGUCAUAUGGAUGUUAAGGGUCUGUUGAAAUCGAUUGGUACAGAUGGCUUUUUGAAAUUGGCUCUUAACAUUUGCGAAGAAGGCAUACAAAAAAUCAAAGAAUCUGCAGAGAAUUUGGGUACCCCAGUUUUAAACUGGUGUUUGCUGGUGGACUUGGAAGGUCUUUCAAUGCGCCAUCUGUGGCGUCCUGGAGUUAAAGCUUUAUUGAAUAUCAUAGAAAAUGUUGAACGUAACUAUCCCGAGACCAUGGGAAGAGUAUUGGUGGUAAGAGCACCCAGAGUAUUUCCCAUUGCAUGGACAAUAGUUUCGGCCUUUAUAGAUGAAAAUACCCGCUCGAAAUUUAUAUUCUAUGGCGUUACAGAUUGUGAGCAAAUGAAGGAGAGUUUAGAGCAAUACAUUGAUGCUGAAAUUAUACCAGACUUUUUGGGUGGACCAUGCAAGACUCUGAUUCAUGAGGGCAGUUUGGUGCCAAAAACUCUUUACAAAAUGAAUUCUCUUGAGGAAGACGAUGCUGUGGACAAUCACAAGAGUACAUCCAAUAAUAAUUCUGGAGGUAUUGGUGGUUCAUUGGCCCAACAUCACCAUCAAAAUCUCUACAAAACCAUAGAGUUACGCACUGGCUAUUCACAUGAGGUGAUCAUAAGAAAUUCUGAUCCCAAAAGUGUUUUGACUUGGGAUUUCGAUGUGCUGCGAAGUGAUUUACAUUUUAGCUUGUUUAGAGUUACCAAAGAUUUGCCAGAGAAACAAGAUUUGGCUGUUUCCUUCUUUGAUAUGAGCGAUUUUACGGAAGGUGUGAACUAUUUUAAAGAGGAACCCACUCUAAUAUGCCAUAACAAAGAGAGUGUACAGGGUUCCCAUGUCAUGAAUCACAAAGACAAUUAUGUCAUGCAUUGGUUCAGUCCCUCUUGCAGCUCCGAGGGUCCAGCUCAACUCAAUUUCUUCUAUGAAGUUUUAAGUUCUGCUAACUAUAAGGGAUCUAUGACCAGCUUACAGUCAGCCUACUCAUCAAACUCGGCAUCCAGCUCUUGCCAAAGUCGAUGAUACGAGGCUUCUAUAAACAAGGAUGUCGAAAAUCUACUAGAAAUGGCCGAACAUCAAGAGCUCAUAACGGGUACGCUAAUGGAGAAGAGUCUUGAUUAAGAUUGACUACAAUUUUGCGUGUUUUAUUGGGUAAGAAGAACAGGAUGGUGACAUUCUGAUGUAAGUAUAUAUGUAUGUAAGACGAAAAGAUUUUAGAUAAAUAUGUAUUUUAAAAGACCAUAAUCCAGGAAAUAGUUUUAAAAACCACCAACAUACCGAAAUAUUGACAAAAAAACAAUAUUUGUAAUGUAAUUAUUUAAUUUUAAAUAAAGAGAAGUCCAAAAAUGUAUAACAAAAAUGGAGGAUUCACUAAUAGAAGGUUAGGUCACUUGCGAAAACACAAAGUGGAUAGGCCCCAUGAAUAUCAUUGAGGAUGUCAAAUCUGCCGAUUGAAAAGGUCAUCAAAUAAGAAAAACCGUAAACAAAGAAUGAAUGUAAAAGAGAACAAAUUGACAUCCUAAAUGCCAAGUACUGCCAAAAAUUAAAAAAAAAAUUGUAUGUCGGCUGAUCGCUUGGCUUAACCUUAUUCAGUGAAUCCUGACAAAAAUGAAAGCAGAAUAAAGAGAUGCUCCCAUUUAAAGAUUAAUUAAUGUUGUUUAAAAAAAUUUUAAAACAAAUAUGUUUCAUUGAAUUUUCAAACAAAUCUUCAAGUGUGAACACCCCUAUAUGAUGGACAUUCUUUGGAGGUAUAUGCUGUUUAUAAUAAAAUCAAAACCUAUAAUGGCACUAUAGCUCAAAUCCAUACGCUUUCGUUCGCUUGAUGAGUCUAAACCAAGAUAUAUUCAUUUACAGGUAGUGGCAGUUGCCGAACAACAAAAUAUUGAACGCACUAUCUGUCAAAAUCAGUGAUUAGUGCACCUCUGACUUUGAGUAUGUUACUAGUUCGCGCCAUUUUUCGUUGUUUGUGUGUGCUAUGGUUCUUAACUAUAGUGCACACACACAACCAAAACUCGUUGACAGAUAGUGCACUUCGCGAGAAAAAUUUGUGCACCUUGGUACACUACCUGAUAAUUAUUAUAUCAUGGUCUUAACCAGCUGUUUUUUUUUACGGAGUCAGCUGAUUUUGGCACUACGAUUUUUGUUUUAAAUAUAUAGCCAUUGUGGGUCUAGUGGUCGUUUACACUUAAGCCUAGUACUGAGUUCAUUCGAAGCGAAGGUGUCUAUUAAAUUAUUGCGAAAUACAUCGGACUCUAUUGUUUGCCAGAAUACAAACAAAAGUCAAACAACAACACACAACAAAGACAACACAAUUGAAAUAGAGUUGAUUGCUUUUUCCAUUUUGACAGUUGUUCGGCCGAAAAUUCGAAGUCAGUACUAGGCUUUAAAGCAAUUUGCAAAAAUUUUUGAGUACACGAACACACUUUAAUGUUUAUUUAUUUGAACGACAACAUUGACUGCAAAUACCAAUUUAUUGUACAAACAAAUCUUUAAGUGUGAACUUCCCCUUUAUGAUCCCCAAAACACAAAUAUAAAUUUGUAAUAUAGUUUUAAAAACCCGUUUACACUGCUCAUUAAAUCCGGAUUUAAGGCUCUCGUCAGCUGAUUUUAUAAAGGGAAAACAGAUGAUCGAGCCAUUAAAUCCGGAUUUAAAGAGUAAUGUAAACGGGGUUUAAUAUAGUUUUAAACCCCAUUUAAACUACGUUUACACUUACCUUCAAUACCUGUUUUAAUGACUUAAGGCCUAAACAGAAUGAGCGCAUUAGGAGCGUCGCGUUAAAAAAUGCAACUCUGCAAACAAAAUGUUAAAAAAGCAACUCAUAAAAGUUAAAAAAACUUAACUUUGACGAUCAAAAACACUACUACACGUGUGGCAACACAGAAUGACGCUCGCUUUCAUGCGCCAACGUUGACAUUUUUUAACUUUUCCGCAUUGAUUUUAUAGAAUUUGUGUGCAGAUUUGCAUAUCUGCAACGCGAAGCUCAAAACCAAAGCUAAAGCUCAUUCUGUUUUGGUCUUUAAUCAGCUGAAAACUCUAUUUUAAUGGCUCAUCAACAGAAAGUUGAGCCAUUAUACCAAAUGUUAAUAAUCAGCAUCAGUGUAAACGUGAUUUUAGUUUUCAAUUUAAAUCAGCUACAAAAUCAAUAUAUAAUUGCCCAUAUUCACAAAACUAAAUACAGCUUUAAAUUAGGAUUAUUUGACAGUUCUUUGAAGGAAAUCUGCCAAAUAAAUCCACUUUAAUAGCAUGUUUACAAAAAAAUUUUUUUUUAAUCUGGAUUUAACUAAAUCCAAAAACAAAUCCUGUCUGUUUACACUGCGUUUUUAGGGAUUUAACUGACAUACACAAGCGUACAUGCGAAUACACGAAUCACACACUACCAUACACAAUUCUUGAAAACAUUUGCAUAUUUUAGUACUUUUAUCGAUUAUUCGGCCAUGAAAUCGUGAUUAUUAGGGAUUUAAAAAUAAAUCAUGCAAAAAUGGGAUUU